Rotaria sordida is the source of this 1074-nucleotide messenger RNA. NCBI's taxonomy places the organism in Eukaryota, Metazoa, Rotifera, Eurotatoria, Philodinida, Philodinidae. The record is from the annotation of a GenBank genome assembly.
UUUUUUUUUGCUUUAGAUACUCAUUCAACAUAUCCUACACCACCAAUAUCAUCAUCAAAUCCAUCUAGUCUUGUUAUUCCACCUGAACUUUGUCCAAAUUCUUUAUAUAAUGCUAAAAUCGAUGGUAGUGGUUGGGUACAAAUUAAUAAUGUUUUUCUUCCAUUUAUAAUAAAAUAUCGUCAACGUCUUGUACCUUAUCAAGUUCUUGUUUCAUGUAAAAUUCUUGAAUCUGAUGAAUUACGUUCAACAUUAACACGUGCAACAUUAGCUGAUAUAACAUUAAUGAAUUGUAUGAUACGUGAAUGUAAAAUAAAUAAUGAAGAAAUACUUGAAAAUGCACCAUUAAUUAAUGUUUAUCAUGUAUUAAUUGGUACAAAAAAUUUAAUUUAUGUUAAAAUUUUACCAAAAGAUAAUCCAACAUCAAAAAUUAAUCGACAAUAUAAAAGUGUUUUAGCAUUACGUGGUGGUUCUUUAUAUAUAACAUAUCGUACAGUACCAUUUGUUUGUUCGAGUAAUCAUUCAUAUAUACCAUUAAACGAUGUUUUAAGUAUAUAUCCAUAUUUACAAACGCAAUUAAAACCUUUAGCACGUGUACCACGUACACAUGAAUUAGAUUUUUUACAACUUGUACAAAUGUAUUAUGAUGAAAAAGAAUUACCAUCAGAUACAUUAUUAAUUGAUAUGGAAGAUUUAAAUCAAACACAAAUAAUUCCAUCAAAAAAUAUGACAUUAAUUGAAUAUCAUGCUAGAGAAAAAAGUAAACUUGAACAACAAAUUAUUUUAUUAAAUAAUUCAUCAGCAACACAAACAAAUAAACGUAAAAAUCAAGAAUCACAUGACAAUAAUAAUAAUAAUAAUAAUAAACAACCACAACAAAAACUAAAAUCAUCAGCGGCAACACCAUCUCAUUAUAAUACACAAUCAACAACAUCUACACCAGCACUUAUUCGUCCACCAACAGGUUAUUUUCCUGCUCAACAACCACCGUCAUCAUCAUCCUAUACACCACAAUAUCAACAAAAUCAUUGGCUAUCAUCAAAUUAUGAACAACAUGGAAGGACUCGUUGGCAAUAA